Messenger RNA from Aspergillus tubingensis, 618 nucleotides. RefSeq lists its product as uncharacterized. The coding region runs from base 1 to 618 and encodes 205 amino acids. The record is from RefSeq and is a predicted model, not a curated record. The transcript has a single exon. NCBI's taxonomy places the organism in Eukaryota, Fungi, Ascomycota, Eurotiomycetes, Eurotiales, Aspergillaceae.
AUGUCUACCAUAACUUUACCACCGCCAGCGUAUACCACAACCCAUGGAUACGCGGACCAAGAAGAACGCCCUAUUCCUCAAGAGGACCAAUAUGUGCGACACUUAAUCAACGAUUCUUGUUUCCUCUGCGGGGCUUCAGCUCCCCAGCCUGUGAUCCGUUAUGGAGGCAUGCGACAGCUCCGACAGCAGGUCAACCGGACUCAGCACCUUGUAUCAUCUAUCAAGAACCAGACAAAGGCCAUACUGGAUGAGCGAUCACUGGAGGCCAAGUCAUGGAAGGCAAAAUACGAGAAACUUGAGGACGAGUUGAAGAAAGUGCGGCAAGAAGAAAACGUCCGCAAGGCUGAAUACCAGAAUCUCAAAAAGGAGUGUGCCCAAUUGCGGCUGAGAAAUGCACAGCUAAGCUCUCUAGAAGGUGAACACAAAAAAGCCAAGCGGAUCCUCUCUCUCAAUGACAAUGCAGUUCAAGCUGAAUUGCAUGAUAUGCAUCAACAGAAUCGGCAGCUAUCAUUUAAACUGCGGGAAAGGCUGGUGGAAGUCGAGACGCUUGAGAGGAGACUCCUGGAAGAAGAAGAUGCGAACAAAGUGUGGAAGUACAAGUAUGUAGGCUCCCUUUAG